UACUACAGUACGAAUCAUGACGCCAUGACACCAUAAAUUAUACUAAUUUCCAGUAUUAUUCGUAAUGUGGAAAUUUAUUUAGCUAUUGUACAUUUAGUGUUUCUUGUCUAUCAAAAUAUUAAAAGUAUUGUGAUAAUUAUUAAUAUAUAUAAAUAUUUAUAAUUCAUUUAAAAUUUAUUAAAACAAUGAUAUCUUUCAAAAUAUUAGCAAGUUGAUAUAAAAUAUUUAUAGUUACUAUAAUUAUUAUACUAAAAACUAUAGUGAAAAAUAUAAAUCAUGGAUAAUAAUUCUACUAUAACAAAACUUCCUCAUCAUAUACAACAAAAAUUGUGUAAUACACGACCUCCUUAUAGGCAGGGAAAAAGAUUAACAUCUGUGAAGGUAGCAUUGUGAACUUCUCUAUGUAACAGGUUUAUACAAUAAAUGAUGAAUCAAAACAUUUAAUGAUAUGUGGAGUACCAAAACUCCAAUUAGGUGAAGAAAUAAAAAAACUUGUUGAAUCUUAUGGUAAUAUAAAAAAAAUUCAUGUAGUUCAUGAUUAUCCCACAGAAGAGUUUACAGAAGCAUAUUAUAUACAAUAUGUUCAUAUACAAAGUGCAAGAAUAGCAAAACGAUUCAUUGAUGAUAAAAAUUUUUAUGGAGGUUCAUUACAUGUUUUUUAUGUACCUGAACUUGAAAGUAUCUCAGAAACUAAAGAAAAACUUCUUCAACGUCAAAAAGAUGUAAAUAUACGUAUAAAAAAAAAUCAACAAGAUCUAAAGAAUCCAAAUAUCAAUAAAUUUAUUCCCAAAGAACAAUAUAAUAGAAAAAAGAGAACACCUGCUUUACCACUUACAAAAGAGCGUCUUAUUCAACAGUAUCCUGGAAAAACUUUAUCAUCUAUUUAUGAUGGUAUACCACAAAAUCUAGAUCCAAGACUAGUAUGCGAAUCCAAUCUACCAUCUACUUCAUUUGAACAUCCAAGUAAUGCAUCUAUAUUAAAAGUUCCUUACCAUUCAACUGAAGCUAUUAUUAAAACAAGUGUACCUAAAGAAACUACAUUAAAAUCAAAUUAUACUAAAAAUAAAAGAAAAAAUUAUAAAGGACAAUAUAUUAAUAAUAAUGUAAAAGUUAGACUUGUUAAACCACAACUUGUAGAUACAAGUACUAUAGUAAAAUGGGAUAUUUCAAAUAAAAAUAUAUUUUCUAAUCCAAAGAAAAUUGAUAGUAAUAUAACUAUUAAAUUAAUACCAAAAAAUGAUGUUGAGAAAAAAAGGAUUAUAAUAAAAGAUCCAAGUGUAUCCCAGUUGGUACAACCAAGUGAAAAUCUGCAAUUAUCAAUUAAAGAAGCUAAAUCGCAAAUACGAGCGGCCAUGCAAAUGAAUAAUAAGGAAAAUCCAUGAUUUUAUAUUAAAAUAUGUAGAGAAAAAAAUUCUUUUCUAAGAAAAUUAUUUAUUUUAUAUUAAAUAAAUAUACUAUUGCAAUUAA
This is a messenger RNA of Apis cerana (Asiatic honeybee), 1467 nucleotides long. RefSeq lists its product as uncharacterized. Gene Ontology annotation, molecular function: nucleic acid binding. NCBI's taxonomy places the organism in Eukaryota, Metazoa, Arthropoda, Insecta, Hymenoptera, Apidae. Gene Ontology annotation, cellular component: nucleoplasm. The record is from RefSeq and is a predicted model, not a curated record.